Messenger RNA from Fusarium redolens, 714 nucleotides. RefSeq names its product class I glutamine amidotransferase-like protein. The coding region runs from base 1 to 714 and encodes 237 amino acids. The record is from RefSeq and is a predicted model, not a curated record. The transcript has a single exon. Lineage: Eukaryota; Fungi; Ascomycota; Sordariomycetes; Hypocreales; Nectriaceae.
AUGGCAUCUAUCCACGUCGGUAUUUUAGUCUAUGACUACCAGGCCAUUGAUGUUGUCGGCCCAGUUGACCUACUUCACUCGGCCAAUGCUGGAUUCCUGGAAGUGUCCAAAGUGUUUGGCCCUAUCGAUGAUGACGCCAUCUCUCGGGCUCCAAACUUUGUUUUCCAUCACGUUGGCAUCACGAAAGAACCAUUCCAUCUUUUCACCAGCGCGAUUACCCUUACCCCGACCACGACGGUGGAUGAGUGCCCCGAGCUGGAUAUCAUCUUGCUGGGAGGACCUAGUCCCGUAGGCUUUGAGCUGCACCCGAAAUACGUUAACCUCAUCCGUCGACAUAUCAGUGCUGGAAAGUUGCUCUUUACGACUUGCACUGGCUCAGCAGUACUCGCCUGUACGGGUCUUUUAGAUGGAAAGAACGCAACUAUCAACCACGCUGAGUAUGAAUGGGCGAAGGAGAAUUACCCUGCUGUCAACUGGACCAGGGAAAGGAAAUGGGUCGUCGAUGGAAAUAUCUGGACUGAAGCUGGUGCAGUUGCGGGAAUGGAUAUGCUAGCACAUUGGCUCAAGGAGAAAUUCGGACAAGACAUACUCAUAUAUGCUGCCCGGAAUCUAGACUACGAGCCUCGAUGCGUGGAUGGUGUGACACCUAUGAUUCCUAAGAGAUACGACCAAAGCGGAAAACAGCUUAGCACUCAUGAAUUUUUCUAUCAUUAG